Aspergillus tubingensis is the source of this 945-nucleotide messenger RNA. RefSeq names its product MFS general substrate transporter. Gene Ontology annotation, molecular function: transmembrane transporter activity. Bases 1 to 945 code for a protein of 314 amino acids. The transcript is spliced from 3 exons. The record is from RefSeq and is a predicted model, not a curated record. NCBI's taxonomy places the organism in Eukaryota, Fungi, Ascomycota, Eurotiomycetes, Eurotiales, Aspergillaceae. Gene Ontology annotation, biological process: transmembrane transport.
AUGGUGAUGUUGGCGUUGCAGUGGGGCGGUGAUGAAUAUUCCUGGAACUCGGCGACCGUGGUCGGACUUUUUGUCGGCUUUGCCGUGACGAUGACAAUCUUCAUCUGCUGGGAGUGCUACAUGGGCGAUAAGGCUAUGGUCCCCAUUGUACUUCUGUGGGGCAGGUCCACAAUGCUUAGUCUUGCAUUUGCCUUUUUGUUUCUGGGUUCAUUCGUCAUUCCGGUCUACUAUCUACCCGAAUGGUUUCAGAUCGUCAAGUCAGCAAGCCCUAUCCGCAGCGGAGUCAUGCUUCUACCUUCGGUAUGCACUCAGGUUUUUGGUUCUCUUGUCUGCGGGAUCUCAGCCAAGCACCUCAGAUAUUACAAUCCGUGGCUCCUGGUGGGCUCUGUCUUUCUCUGCAUCGCCAACGGUCUAUAUACGACACUCACUGCAUCCUCAUCAUCUGCAUCUUGGAUUGGUUAUCAGAUCUUUCAGGGCCUGGGAUGUGGAUUUGCAGCCCAGAUUCCCUUGCUUACAGUUCAGCUUGUAUUGAAGGACAUACCGCGGUACAUUCCAGUUGGAAUAGCGACUGUCCUCUUCACGCAAUACUUUGGAAGUGCAGUAAUGCAAAGCAUAGGAGGCGCUAUCUUCCAGAACGAGCUGAAGAAGCAGCUACAAGUUCAAGCAUCGUUGGAUAAUAAGCAGAUUGAGAUACUUCUGAAUGCUGGAACCCUAAAGGUGCGGGAAGCUGCUGCGCAAGCAUUUCCGGACCGCUUGGUCGAUAUCAUCAAUGCAUACAAUGAAGCCAUCACGACUAUCUUUUAUCUUCCAAUAGCUGGUAGCGCUCUGGCAUUCAUUCUGGCCGGUGGUAUUUCAUGGCUCAAUACUCGCUCGACUCCGAAAGAUGAUGUAGACUGUACAGAGGAAGCGGAUCAACUCCAGUCUGACAAGAAUGCCAAUGUGUGA